AUGCUUUCAGCCGCGUCACGAUCGCUCGCGGUGCUAUUGGCGUUAGCACAGCUCACAUCAAGUGUCUCUGCACAAAUAACACCACAACAAGUCUAUCAACCACCGCCGGCCUCGAGCGGAGCAGUGUCGCAGUCCUCCAAUCUCACCGAUGGCGUCAAUCCUCAGUACAGUGACCUUCUCGGCAACGCACUGUGGUUCUAUGAGGCGCAACGGAGCCGCGCUCUCCCCGCCAACAACCGCGUCUCGUGGAGGAACAGCAGUUGCGAAAACGAUGGGUCGCUCAACAACACCGAUCUCUCCGGCGGCUACUACGAUGCCGGAGACUACAUCAAGGCAACAUAUCCCUUUUGCUGGACAAUGUCUUCCAUAGCAUGGUCUGCCCUCAGCUAUGGCUCGGCAUACGCACGGAGCUCCCAGGACGCCUACCUCGAUUCCACACUCCGAUGGGGCCUCGACUGGCUCUCAAAGGCUCACUCGGAUCAAAACACCCUGUGGGUACUCGUCGGCAACCCUACCAUCGACGACCAGUACUGGGGAGGCGAUCUCGACAUCCCGGGUCCGCGACCAUCCUACAGCGUCACUCGACAGAACCCAGGAACCGACGUGUUUGCCAGCUGUGCUGCUGCCUUUGCCGCUUCUGCCUUCCUGUACGGCGAUCGAUCGCUUCCCACCAGCACCAAUGGCGCCCGGCUCGGAGGUGUGCCCAGCAUCCGCAAUCGCACCUAUUCUGAAGCCUUGCUGCGCCACGCCGAUGGUCUCUGGGACCUCGCCAUCAAUAGCACGCCUCAGCAAGUGUACCAAGUGGUACAGCCCCUCGCAGGUCAGAGUUAUCCGUCGAGCGACUACCAGGAUGAUCUCGCAUUCGCAGGCUUGUGGAUGGCUCUGGCCAAAGGGGAUGCUAGCUACGCCACCCAGGCACUCACCUUCUACCCGAACGGCAGCAACGCAUUCGCCAGCGUCAACGCCGCGCUUAACUGGGACCGAAAAGUAGCAGCGCUUCCCGUCCUUGCUACGCAGAUGGCGCAGCAAAACACCUCGCUUGGUCUCAAUAUGUCGCGCUUCCAGAACGACGCCGAGUCGUACUUUGACCGCCUCACCGAGGGCAAGAUGCAGGAUGUCAGUCAGACCAAAGGCGGCCUCUACUGGUGGAAGGGCGACAGCGACUCGAACAGUCUCAACCCGGCCCUCAACGCCGCUUUCAUUGCUGAUCUCUACUCGAACUUUGCCACCACCUCGGCCAAGACGAGUGCGUACCGAUCACUUGCCGAUUCUCAGGUCGACUACCUGCUCGGCGACAACAACUACAACGGUCCUUACAUUGUUGGACAGCAUCCUAACAGCCCACAAAACCCACACUCGGCUAUGGCCUCGGGCGGCAGCGACAUUACCAAUAUCAACAACAGCCCUCCCAAGGAGCUCCACGUGCUGUACGGGGCCGUGGUGGGAGGCCCCGACAAGCAGGACCGCUUCUUUGACAUCCGAGACGAUUGGCCCGAGACUGAGAUCGCGCUCGACUACAAUGCGCCUUUCAUCGCUGCUGUCGUCUCUCGCAUUGCGAGGAAUGUCACCAAGGAUCCUGCUUUUACGACGUCCAGUGGAGCUGCCAAUGUGGCAUCCGGGCUGCCCACCGACGCGGCGUACCCGCAUCGCGGCAGCGGCGGGCUCAGCUCGGGUGCAAAGAUCGCCAUCGCUGUUGUGGUUGUGGUGGUCGUGCUUGGCGCUGUUGGCGGUGUAUCGUGGUGGCAGCGCGACCGCAUCAGGUGGUUCUACCGUCAGAAGAAGAUGGGCUUGUAG
This is a messenger RNA of Sporisorium graminicola, 1794 nucleotides long. RefSeq lists its product as uncharacterized. Lineage: Eukaryota; Fungi; Basidiomycota; Ustilaginomycetes; Ustilaginales; Ustilaginaceae. Gene Ontology annotation, biological process: carbohydrate metabolic process. The coding region runs from base 1 to 1794 and encodes 597 amino acids. Gene Ontology annotation, molecular function: hydrolase activity, hydrolyzing O-glycosyl compounds. The record is from RefSeq and is a predicted model, not a curated record. The transcript has a single exon.